This is a messenger RNA of Chara braunii, 7125 nucleotides long. NCBI's taxonomy places the organism in Eukaryota, Viridiplantae, Streptophyta, Charophyceae, Charales, Characeae. The record is from the annotation of a GenBank genome assembly.
GCUGGUUCUGCUUCUCCCCGUGCGUCUGUCUCCUCUUCACCCUGCGGUUACCAAUUCUUGAUGGGGUAUUCACAUCGAACGGCGAACUAGGCUGACUGACUGACAGGAUGGACGCAGCAGCUACGGAGGUCAUGUCAGAAUCGGCGAGGAUCUCGGACGAAUGGAACCAGGACAAAGUUGAUCACUGGACCCGUAAGGAACUCAAGGAACGGUUUGUCCAGGGUCUUCAUGGGACAACAAUGACAGAAAUAGCUUCUGUUAUUACUGCAGUCAUGGUUUUCUUUAUCUUGCGAGAGGUAUCAGGGCUGGUAACUGAUGGAGUUGCAGCGACCACCAAGGUGAUGAGGAUGGCAUCCACCAUAGCCAGGCCUGGUGAGAGCCCGUCCAUGGACUUUAUGGACACACUGGUCACCAGCAAGAGUGGAAUGAGACACAUCUUUGUCAUUGUGGAUAGAUUUAGUAAGUACGCUAGAUUAGUUGCGAUGCCUGAAACAGCGAAGACCGAGUACGUGAUUAAGAUGUUCAAGGAGAACUGGGUUAGAGACUUUGGGCUACCAAAGUCUAUUGUGAGUGACCGGGAUGUCAGAUUCACGAGUGAGUUGUGGAAAGCUGCAGCUGCAGAACAAGGAACACAGCUGCAGAUGACAUCCGGGAACCACCCAGAGGCAAACGGGCAGGCAGAACAGCUGAACCGCGCUGUACAGCACCUGUUAAGGCCCUACAUCAAGCCCAACCAGGUGGACAGGGAUGAGAAGCUUGCUCUCAUCGCCAGCCUGUACAACAAUGCUGUGCACAGCGCAACAGGCGUAUCUGAUCGGCCAAUGACUGAUCCGCCAAUGAUGAACACCACGAAACUGAUCCGGAAAUCUGCCAGUGAUCAGCGGGUGUCAGAUCUGCCAAUGAUGAACACCACGAAACUGAUCCGGGUGCCAAUGAUCAGCGGAUUGUGCCACAAGGAGUUCACCGGAAUGUCAUCGAGAGCGGCGAAGCACUUUGUGCAGGCGUCAGAGGUUGCUCGCUGCAAGCACAACACCGUGGAGAUUGCAGCUGCGGUCCGCGAGUUCCACCCGUCACAAAAAAUCUGCCCAUUGAUGAUGACGAAAUUGAAUGAGUAUUACAGGACGCAGGGCCGUCCACCGGUCAUGGAGGAUCCCGUCGAUUUGGAGCCCGAUCAGAACACAGACGGGGAGGGUGGUCAUGACACACCUUCGUCGGGGCCAGAUCGUAGGGCAGGUCCGACGCCGGCUGAAGGGAGCGGCAUUGGUUUUGUAUCGACCUCUGUCAGGAAUAGAGCAGCCCCCACUUGCGCGGAUGAUCAGGUGCCAUCGGAGAUUGCCAAGCACUUGCGGGGUCCCGUCUUGGCUUCCGCUCGCCCACCACGACCUCCCUCAGCCGGUGCGGGGCGGCAGCAGACAUCCAUGGCCUCUUUUGUCGUGGAUGAGCUCCAGAAAGAGUUUGAACAGGCGAUCGCCUCAUUCUUCUUCGAGAACGCCAUUGCAUUCAACGCUGCAAGAUCAGACUCCUAUAAGAACAUGGAGAGGAUCAUGAACGAGACGGCCAGGUCGCGGAAGAUGUUGAAACUGCCAGGGUACAACUUCUUGAGGAUGAAGGCACUGCCUGCGGAGUACAAAACUAUGGAUACUGAUUUGGACACGGUCCGUGAGCCAUGGGAUGUCACAGGCCUCACUUUGAUGACGGACGGUACGACAACGACCAGCAAUAGGCCGGUCAUAAACUUCAUUGCGGCUGGGGAUUCGGGGGCUGUCAUGGUGAAGAGUGUUGAUAUGGAGGGGAAGGACAAGUCGGCUCCGGCUUUGGCGAGGAUGUGGGAGGAGGUCAUCAGGGAGUUGGGGGUGCAAAGGGUUAAUGCCAUAUGCACCGACUCGGCACAGGUGAACAUUUCCGCAAGGAAAAUACUAGCUGAACACGACGACUCGGCGAUCGGGAGCAUUCCUUGGGUGCCAUGUGCAUGCCAUGUGUGUAACUUGCUGAUGUCCGACAUCGCUUCAGUGCCAUGGAUUGGAGAGGUGAUUCUGCAGGGCAGGGAGAUCACCACGUUCAUCAAGAGACAUCAAAGAGCAUUGGCGAUGUUCAGGAGGGCCAGAAGGGAGUACAUGACACAACUGGGCAUCACAGACAGUAGGCCGUUGGAGUUGAUCCAGCCAGGAGAAACUAGAUUCGGCACAAACUUCGUUAUGUUGCAGAGACUACGGGAGGUGGGGGCAGUGUUGUUGGGGACAGUAUCUCCUUCCCUGUGGGACCGGCCCGCUGCGUCAAGGGCGCGAGCAUGCAAGGAACUCAUACGAGACCCGGGUUGGUGGUUGACCGUCGAGCGGGCAUGCACUUUGCUUCAACCAGUUUAUUCGUUGAUGAGGGGCAUGGACAGAGACGGGAGGAUGGGGAUGCAGGUGUGGUCUUUGGGGAUCACGUUGGAGAAGAGGAUGAAUAUUUUGCCCAUGGAUUGCGAGACAAGGACGAUCGUGAUGAAGAAGGUGAAGGAACGUGUGCGGAUGAUGGCUCUCCCUGUGCACGCAGCAGCAUGGAUGUUGCACCCACUCCACAGGUCGCCUAGAUUAUUCGACGACUUGGAGUCGGAAGAGAUCAUGAACACUCUGGCACACUUUGCUGCGGUUUACACCAAAAAUUCCAAGGAGUACAAAGAGUGUUGGAGGUCCUUGGAAAGUUUCCAUCACAAAAGUCCGGAGUGGAUUCGGCCGAACGCAGAGGAGGCUUUGGCAUGCACUCACGUUUCACUUGCGCAAUGGUGGUUGACAUGUGGGAAGAAUCACAAGUCGUUGCAGGAGAUUGCAGUCGCGGUGCUCAGCAUGUGGACAACCGCCUCUCCAUGCGAGAGGAAUUGGUCCACCUUCGACCUCAUUCACACAAAGAGGAGGAAUCUAUUGAGCCCGGAGAAUUUGCAAAUGCUCGUCUUCAUCCAUUGGAACAAGAAGUUGCUGAAGAUGUCGAAGAUGAAGACCGGGUUUGUUAACACCAAGCGACUGGAGUGGGAGACACCGGAGGACGUGGCCCCUUAUGAUGGCUUCAUGAAAGACGGGGAGUACGACCUGGAGGAAGUGAAGAGGAGGGCAGCGAAUUGGUCCAAAUCUCGCGGACGUAGAUCGAAGUCGACCAAAUUCGACAUUCGGGAGCUUGAGGAGGAGAGGGAGGACGACAGGGCAUGGCUCCUUGAUUUUUCUUACCGCCCUCUCCGUCUUGCGGAUCAUGACCACAUGGACGGCCCGAUUGCUGUUGCUCUGAUGGAGGCUGAUGCGGUGGCUGAUGCGCGUGGGGAUGAUCCGGUUGGUGAGCAUGGGGAUGAUCCGGCUGGUGCCACUGCUACGGAUGGUGCUGUUGGUGCAGUUGACGAUGGUGCUGUUGGUGCAGACACAGGGACCGACGAUGGUCCUAUUGCGAGCGGCGAUGGGUUCUUUACUCCGGAUCCGGAGUUGCGAUUGGGGGAGAGCUUCGCCUCCCUAUUGCCGCACGUGGCCCCUAUUGCCCCGCGUGGCUCUGCACAAGACUUUUGCAAGCACCUGGCUUCAAUGUCCCCAAUGCGGACUGAUGACGAGUCUUACACCCCUGAUUGGGCCAGAUUCACCGGACCCACCCCUCCCACUCUUUGGUUGGACGAGGACAUUCGGCUGGUCGCUGGGGAGGGCGCACAUGCCCAAGUUUACCGGCAGAGGACCACGCCAGUCCCGGAUGGUGGAACGACCCCACCACAUGACAGGAAUGCACGGCGUGCAACAGGGUCACCGCCCGAAAUUGACGAGAGCAAGGUGCGCCAAGUGAAGAGUUUGGCUGGAAGAAAGAAGGGAGGGAAGAACAAGGGAAAGGAGGCAGCGGCACCGAAGACGAGAGGCGGAAGAAGGAACGGACGCAAGACCUUCACGCCGACCGAGACCUUGGAAGAAAAGAGUGUUGUUGUUCGACAGGCGAAGAGGAAGAAGGCUCAACGAGUGCAACAGAAGGCCGCGGCAGCCAAUCGAUCGCCGAAACGCGACCCUCAGAAGAAGAGGAAACGUGUGCAAGAGGAUGACGAAUCGAGUAGCAGCAGCUCUUGGCCUUCCGCUUCUUCGUCCCGAUCGGGGUCGACAUCGUCGUCAACUGACACGAGUAGCAGCACAAAGGACAAGACAGCUCAGCAAAAGGCCGUCGACCUUGCAAUGGAUUGGCUCCUGGUGGUGGUACCCACCGUUGUGUGCAUGACAACCCUAAAGGGCGGUUGGAUGAUUCAGCAUGUCCUGGCCUUGGCAGUGCUCCUCCUUUUUUGUGUUGUUAUUUUGGCAAAAUGGUUCUACUCCUGGGAUCUUGUGUUUUGGAACGGUCCAUCAGUGGAAGCAGAGGCACAACUCUCCUCUUCUCGCAAACCUUUCUUGACGAACUUCCGCUCGCUUAUCAUGCUGAAGACAUGUGUUGCAAUUUUAGCUGUUGACUUCACUGUCUUCCCAAGGCGUUUUGCAAAGACAGAGUCGUAUGGAUUUGGUUUGAUGGACGUUGGAGUUGGGAGUUUUGUAGUGACAAAUGCGCUUGUCUCAAAAGAAGCAAGAGGUGCACGACCAUCGCCUCAGGGCGGAGUAUUACGAAACGUCAGCCCUCUUCUUAUUCUGGGAUUUUCUCGACUUGUGAUGACCAAAGGUGUUGAUUAUCAGGAACAUGUGAGUGAAUAUGGCAUACACUGGAACUUCUUUUUCACACUUGCUGGUGUUGCUCUCCUCACAACAGUCGUACGAAUUCCUGCUUGGAUCUGCGGUGUUGCUGGCUUCGCUGUCAUUUCUGCCUACCAAUGGGCCUUGUCACGUACUGGCCUGAGCGAGUACCUGCUAUCUGAUGAGAGAGGGGGAAGCUUGCUUAAUGAGAACAAAGAAGGGAUCUUCAGCUGUGUAGGGUACUGGGCACUGUACCUCAUCAGUGUUGAGUUGGGAUCUCAUCUCUUCAGUAAGCCAUUGCAGAUUAUGGCGGUCGAUUCUAAGCAGUCAACUGCAAGGAGUGAUAAAAUGCAUGAUGACAAAGCAAAGGAGGAUUAUAAUAAUGAUGAGAAGGAGCAUGGAAGACCCGGUGAUCGUGUCACUGAUGGGAAGAGCAAGAGAGGUCAAGCCUGGUGGAGUUGGGUCGCUUGUUUGACUGCUUUCGACGUUCUCCUCUGGGUUCUCACUGUUUUCCUCGAUACAUACGUCCAGAGAGCAUCUAGAAGAAUGUGCAAUAUGACAUUUGUCAUCUGGAUAUUGGCGCAAGAUCUGCAGGCUGUCAUCCUAUUCUUGGCAGCAAGCAUUACCUUUCCUCACUACCCAGUUCGUGUUCUGGAAGGCUUUGAUCACAAUCUCCUACCAUUAUUCCUUUUGGCUAAUGUUCUGACAGGAUUAGCCAACAUGACGAUGGACACGAUUGUGGCUUCCCAUUGGACCGGACUCCUGGUUAUCACCUUAUACAUCACAGUGGUAUCGGCAGUAGGUGUUGUUGUCUCAAAUGUUCGCUUGAAAUUUUGGUAAUCAUGGUUCUUUUUCAGUGUUCCCAAGGUUGGAAAUCAACUAUUUCUCUCGGGAAAUAAUUUUGUAUGUUUUUCAAAUGUCUGCAGAAUCUGUUCUCAUUUCUUGCUUUUUCCCGUUAGCUUCCUCUUAUUCUUCCUUGACCCGAAACUCCUCCGCCUCUUCCUCCUGCACUGCGCUUCCUCCUCCUCCUUAUGUUCUUUAAAAUCUGCUCGAUUUUUUUUUCAUUUUUAAGGUAGCUUCCUCUUAUUCUUCCUCCUCUUCCUCCCCCUCCCCUCCUUUUCGUGCUCUUCCACUCCUUUCUUCCUCCCUUCUUCCUUUUCUUCUCCCCUGACCUCCUACGCCUCUUUCCCUCCUCUCCUUUUCGCUUCCUCCUCCCCUUCCCUCUUCUCCUCCUCCUCCUCCUCUCCUCCUCGUUUGGUCGUCGUUGUCACCUCUACUAUUUCUUUGAUCAAGUGAUAAUAAGUUAUCAAUAGGCAAGAUAAAAGUGGAAAAAGAAUACCAAUAACUUAGCAAUAAGCACUAUUAAGCAUUGUGGUCAUCCCUGGGUUGGGCAUGGGGGGAAAAAAAAGACACUCGCUUUGGAAUUCUGGAAAGAGCCACAUCAGAAGGGGCGGGGACGGCUUUGGGAUUGUUUAACGAAGCCUCUGGCACGAUGACUGCUUUGAUGUGGCAUACUGCACACCACACGGGCCUGCAGGGCCUGACCAGGCGGAAUAAGGGCCCUCCAGGCCCUGUGUCGUUUCAGCCUAAAAAGGAGGGGCAAUUUUAGGCCCUCUUAAAGUCGACCGUUCCUGAAACUUAGGCGCCAGACCAGGGAUAAGCGCAGGCCAUUUUUAGGCCCGUUUCAAGACAACUUUUUUUGAACUUGGGCGCCAGGGUCUGGCAUGAUUCGGCAUCGGCAAGAGCGGCUUCCCAGCCGGACCAGCGCUAUAUAGUGCUCAUCCGCCAGGGAGGCCACAGGUAGUUCAGGAGGCAGUCUUCGGACAUUCGGCAGCAGCACUCUUGGGAGCGCUGCAGUAGUAGUAGGAGAUAGGAGUAGUCUUCAGCGCUGGGCGCUCCGAGUAGCGUUGAGAGGGAGGAGAGAGGUGGAGGCCAGGGAGCUUACCUGUGACACCAUCGCUUCAGCUUCGUCUUCGAGGUACCUGCAGCAAGGCGCCACCGUUCACAGGUUAGUACCGGGCACCAAGAGAAAGAGAGAGAGAAAGUUCUUCUUCCUCCUCCUCCAGUCCACCAUCUCUCCCUUCCCCUCCAGCUACCUGACUUCUCGGUAUCAGCAGACUGAGAGAGAGAGAGAGAGAGAGAGAGAGAGAGAGAGAGAGAGAGAGAGAGAGAGAGAGAGAGAGAUUUGUGACUUUGGGAUGUUGACAACAUUUGGAUACAGACUCAACCUUGGGACAGAGACAUUGACGGGAGACUAUUUGGGAUCGAUAUCAACGACAUUGGUGUUGACGACAUUCUCAUCUUCUCCCUCCUUUUCGCCUGAUCCCCUCCUCUUCGUCUGUGUAUGAUCUGGGCCUGGCGCAUUCUUCCUGUGUGUAGCGCCAGGCCCCUUCACACCUUGCGAUGAUGAUGAUGUAUGUUUGGUCUGCAUURCGACAUUGAUUGGUCUGAUCAUUGGUAUUUUAGCCUUCCGCUG